UUUCAGGGAACUCCUCAUUACUGCUAAUAUAUUGUCUUAGCUGUUUAAAAAUUUGAUCAGUUUUAUUUCACGAAGUUGAUCUGGAAGUUUAGUUGGACUAUUUAAUCAAUUUCUUAGAAAGGAAAUUUGAUUUUUCUCUGAUAGGUAGCAGUAUUACAUUCACUGUACCCUUUAUGUUUCCUUUAUUGAAAUUUCUAUUUAUGGACAAUAUGUUAUCACAGCUUUUUCUAACUUAUCUAAGAAGCCAGGCUUUACUACCAUAAGUAAACUCGUGAACACACUCGUACACACAUGAAAGAAGUCUAGAGGAAGACAUCCUUAAAACCAUAUUUAGUAGCAGAGGAAAUGUUUUUAAAAGCUCCUCAUUUAUCAGGAAAAUGUUGUAUCAAUAGUGUUAAUAAAGUUAAUAAAAACCUGGUAUAUCGAGUUAAUAUUGCAACUACCAUCUUCUUCAGUCAUGCCAGGCCAAGAGCACAAGUUCUAUGAGCAGCAUCCCACUUACCAACUAAUUCCCUUAAACUAUUAAUACCCCUGACAGGUACAGAAGAGAGAAGGAAACCCAUAUUAAUUUCCUGCAUCAGAAUCCCAGGUGGCGGACGCGAGGGUGCUUCCACACUGCACCCUGCCCUCUCAGUAUUACUGGCUGCUGUCAUACAUGCUCUCAGGUACUGAUAUAUUCCACAUUCCUGAGUCUUCCAGCAGCAAAUGAAAAAUAUGUAUCUCUUCCUCCUUUCCAUUUUAUCUUUGCUUUUGAAAGUCAGUGGCACCAAAGAUGUUGUAUUUGGUCAUAAUAAUUUCACAGAAUAUCAAGUGGGCAACAUGAACCUGAUUCUCUCUGUCCCACAUGGUGGGUCAAUGGAACCUGAAGACAUCCCUGAUCGAGAGGCUGGCUGUUGGGAUGCAAAAUUAUCCUCCUGUAUUUUCUCUCAUGACUGUCCUCCUGGAAGUAUUCAAAAUUAUGAGAAAUGCAAAGUGUCUACCAACCAAGACAGGUAUACUAUAGAGGUGGCUCAGACUCUUGCUGAAGAAAUCAACAAUAUUACUGAUGGCUUCUUCCCACAUAUCAUUAUAAACCACCUACAGAGGUUCAAGAUGGAUGCUAACAGGGAAAAGGAAGAAGCCUCCUUUGGAAUUCCCCAAGCAGAACAGGCCUGGGAGGACUAUAUGGGAUUUUUGACCACUGCAAAAUCACAGAUGUCAGGGGGCCUGAUUCUAGAUAUCCAUGGACAAGCUCAUCCUGAAAGGUGGAUAGAACUAGGUUACACACUUUCAAAAUCUUCCCUUAACUCAGGUGUUUUUUCUGCAUCAUGUUCCUCAAUUAGCCAUCUGUCCAAUCAGCUAGUCAAUGUGUCUUCUGAGACUUUGGUUUCAGGGAACAGAAGUUUGGGUAAAUAUAUUGAAGAACAAAAUAACAAUUAUGUUUGUGUGCCAUCUCCAUCCAAUCCUAGCCCAAAUAAUGGGAGCUAUUAUAGUGGUGGAUACAUAACAAAGACUUUUGGUUCCCGUAGUUCUGGCACCAUUGAUGCCAUUCAGCUUGAGCUACCCCAGUGGGUGAGGGCAGCUGAAGAACGUCCCAGAUUUUGUAAAGCACUGGCAAGGGCUGUAAUGAAAUUCUGGCAAACUAACUACUGCAGCCAGUACAAGAAUGAAUUUCUGCCGUGCUGAAAGAGGUUGUGUUGUUAAGGUACCUUUCCUUAAUUCAGUAAUGAUUUGGAUUAACAGAUCAACUCAUUCACCUGGAACAUUUAAGCCUGCAAUAUAAUUGUGGAUGCUGGUGGAAAGAAACUAACCUGCAAAGGAAUACAGAGACACUGACAUAGAGAAAAUCCACAGCUAAUACCAUCAAGUCCAUUAACACACAGCUUUGUACUAGAUCCAGCAUUGAAAAGACUGCUAUAAGUGGGUAUAUUUGGAAGUAUUUCUGUGUUUAAUUUCUUUCCAGUGUCAUCCUCUAUUCUC
Messenger RNA from Pipra filicauda (Wire-tailed manakin), 1959 nucleotides. RefSeq lists its product as uncharacterized. NCBI's taxonomy places the organism in Eukaryota, Metazoa, Chordata, Aves, Passeriformes, Pipridae. The record is from RefSeq and is a predicted model, not a curated record. Bases 706 to 1665 code for a protein of 319 amino acids. The transcript has 3 exons.